AUGUUUAAAUUUCUACACGACAUAGAUGUGGCGAAGAGGAAACUCCUGAACACCAUUAAUAACAAAUUUGCGCUCCCCAACGAAGACGAUGAGUGCCUGUUCCCGGGGGACGAGGAAAGUAUGAACCGCGCAGUGGGGGCAGGGGAGUGCUCGCUCCCAGGAAAAGGGGAUCGUCCAAGCGGAGAGGAGGACGACGAGGACGUUUCAGGCGAAUCGCACGAGGAAGACUCAAACUCAUCUCAUCACGACGACUCAAACUCAUCUCAUCACGACGACUCAAACUUAUCUCACCAGGAUGACUCAAACUUAUCUCACCACGACGACUCAGUUCAGUCCAGUGGUGAAAACCUUAGCCAUUCCGACGCUGGUGCGAAAACAAGUGUGCGAUAUGAACACGAAGAGAUUGACACACGUGAGGAGAAUGAAAAAAGGGAAGACGGAGCUGGGGGGGCGACGUGCAAGGGGCAGUCUCGCCAGGGGAGUGAAGUUAUCACGCAGGUGGGAGCCAUUCCCGUUGCUCAACCAUGCAGAGGAUGCUGUGAGGGAAGCGAAGGUGGCGAAGGCGGCGAAGGAGGAGAAGGAGGCAGCCGCGCCAUGGCGCGUAAGGAAGCCCACGUGGGUGAAACAAAAAAAUGUUACCCCCCCAGGUUAAAGAAGGAAACGAAAAAGAGGAAAAAAAAAACAGACGCAAAAGAUGAAACGGACACCCUUACAGAGUCUACCUUUUACAACCACCUCAAAAGUAAAGUAGCAAAAGAUCUGUGUUGCACAGUGGAGAAUGAAAAGUAUGAAGAGGUGGUCAAGCAAAUAAUUCUUUUAAGAGAAAUGCCCAGCGGAGAGGCAAACUGUAUGGUGAACACACAAAGCAACUCCUCCCUUGAGCAACACAAAAAGCUAGCUGAAGACUGCGCCACAAAGAUAUGCGAUCUGCUACUAGGCCAUACGAGCAAGCUGUUUGUGAAGCCCCCCCCCCUGCUUGGCAGUGGAGAGCAGAAACAAGAGAAUGAAACAAAGGAGAAAACAAAACAAGUUAAAGAAAUAAUUGAAUUAAAAAGGAAAAAUAAAAUUCUUAAAGAUAUAAACGAAAGACAAACGAAACAACUGUUACAACUCUCAAGUCAGUUGUCCUCGACCAUAAAAAGUGAUGCAGAACAAAAUGAACGAAACUACAUAAACGGUCAAGUGGACUCCAUGGAAAAGGAGCUAACUCAAUUGAAGACACAAGUGGUUAUGUUAGAAGAAAUUGCAAAUGAUAAAAAUAUACAUGUAAAAAAAAAUUACGAAUUAGCAUGUUUAAUAAAAUCAUUAGAACUUGCUCUUCAAAAAAAGUCUCACCUUUGUGUUUCAUUGUGGAAGGAGAAACACCAACUACGGGACAGGCUACAAGGGUACCGUGAGCAGGUGCAACUGUCUCGCGAGGACUUGCGUGCUUGUAGAGCAGAUUUGCUAGACAUGCAACGGAGGGAAAAACGACUCGCGUUCCAACUCAGGGGCCUCAUCAGGGCCCGUGGCGACUGGGCUGGCGGGAUAUCCCUGCGGCGUCAUACAAACAAAGGGCGCCUCAAGUUGCGCGCAAGAGGGGGAAGAGGCGACAGCAGCGAAAGCAGUGCUUGUAAUGAUGCAGCAGAGGGGGAUCCUCCGUUGGACCAUUCAAAGAGUACCCAUUUUGAGCGCCACCUGAACAGUGUGUACCCUCCACGCCGUACAAGAAGCGCCGAUCCCCCGCGAUGCGCAGCAGCGGCAACCGAGAGCAACGCAGCCAAUUACCUCACCAGUCACCUCACCAGUCACCUCACCAGCGCUGGUACCAACUGCAAUACUGACCGGUGCGCAAACCGAGAUACCCUAGAGGAUCUCGCGCGAAAGGUAAAGAAUUACAAAUUUUUUAUACACGAAUGGAAGUCUUUGUUUGUUAGAAACAAAAAAAGAAAUGACGCGGAAUUGAAUGAAACAAAAAAACUGUUGUCACAACAGGUUACAAAAAAUGAAAUGCUAGAAAAACAAAAUCAAACUCUUUUAGAAGAAAUGAGAUCGUUUCACAUGGGUGCAGACAACAGAGGAGGUAGUGACAUGGACAAUGGAAUGGGUAACGUCACAGAGGACGACAUACAUUGUGAAGAGAGUCACCAGGACGACGGGGUCUGCUCCAAAACGAAAGAACUCGUAGAAGAAGUAAAUUUCCUAACAAGAGAAGUAGAAAAGCUGCGAGAGGACCAGCUCCUACUCCAGGAGGAUGUUAAAAAGAAAAGCACAAUUAUCGUGCACCUUAUAAAGAACCACGCCCUCAGCGAGGAGCCUUUCGGGAAGAUUUUGCAGGAGAUCCGUGUUGAAAAUAUUCGCCUUCGAUCAGACUUGGUCACGGCCAAAUGUAUGAAGGAGGACAGCACUGCAUCUUGUAUUAGGCAGGACAACCCUAAACCUGAACAUGAAAAAUAA
Messenger RNA from Plasmodium fragile, 2436 nucleotides. RefSeq lists its product as uncharacterized. The record is from RefSeq and is a predicted model, not a curated record. Bases 1 to 2436 code for a protein of 811 amino acids. The transcript has 2 exons. NCBI's taxonomy places the organism in Eukaryota, Apicomplexa, Aconoidasida, Haemosporida, Plasmodiidae.